UUCCAUAUAUGUGUAUGUUUGGGUGUCAGAGAAGAACUAGGUGAGAGAGUGCAAAAAUGGACGAUACUGAAACCAAUGGAAGAAUCGAGGAAACUGUUCGUAGGAUUUUGCAAGAAUCAGACAUGGACGAGAUUACCGAGUCCAAGAUUCGAAAGCAGGCCUCUAACCAACUUGGCCUCGACCUAUCCCAACCCCACUUCAAAGCCUUCGUGAAACAGGUCGUCGAAGCUUUUCUCCAAGAGAAGCAACAAGAGGAAGAAGAAGAGCAACAACAACAAGAGGGAAGUUCCAAGGACAAGGAGUACGAUGAUGGUGGCGAUCUCAUCAUUUGCAAGCUAUCAGAGAAAAGAAGGGUGACGAUUCAGGAUUUCAGAGGGAAAACAUUGGUCUCUAUUCGGGAGUUCUAUAAAAAAGACGGCAAGGAACUUCCUACUUCCAAAGGAAUAAGUUUGACAGAGGAGCAGUGGUCAGCCUUUAAGAAAAAUAUGCCUGCCAUAGAAAAAGCCAUUAAGAAAAUGGAGUCACGCAGCAUAUAAGGAUGUGAGGAUGUCCAUCUGGAGAUUAAGUAUUCAUACCAUUACCUAAAUUAUCGGUCAAACCUCACUUCUCGCAGUGAUACUAAGUUGAUGUCUCAACUCUCAAGUGACGUGGCUUUGCUCUUUCUUUUUUUUUGAGGGAAUAUCCUGCAUCAUGGUGUCCUUUUGAUACUAUACCAUUUUGUUUUGGACUUGAAAUCACUGUGAAUUCUGUACUGUUUAAGAGUACUGCAACUUGGUGCGUAGAGCUAUUGUAGGAAGACUCUGGAGCAAGGCUAGAAUGAAUGCUAGUAACUUGAAACUGAACAUAAUAAUCUGGUAUUUCCUUCAA
Molecule: messenger RNA, 867 nt
Organism: Gastrolobium bilobum
Lineage: Eukaryota; Viridiplantae; Streptophyta; Magnoliopsida; Fabales; Fabaceae
Product: RNA polymerase II transcriptional coactivator KELP
Exons: 3
Coding region: 57-536 (159 amino acids)
Biological process (GO): positive regulation of transcription initiation by RNA polymerase II
Molecular function (GO): transcription coactivator activity; DNA binding
Source: RefSeq, a predicted model, not a curated record